UACUAGCUUAGUCUAACUCACUUUGCUCCUCACCAAUAAUUCCCCUUAGAGUCUGCUGGUUCCUCGUGGCGCGCGACACUGUUGACCAAGAGUGGCCGAUCGAUGGGUGGACUGGCUGAACAGUUGGGAGGAUGGGAGGUCCAGAUCCUGCUGCUUUCAAGCUUGCUGCUACAAGUGCUCCUGCUCGUCUUCACCGAGUGGCGCCGGCGUGCAUCCCGCUGGGCUCUGCUGUCCGCAGCGCUGAAUGGCAUCCUGUGGCUGCUGUACCUGCUGGCCGACUCGGUGGCGAUCUACGUGCUGGGCCACAUGUCCCUGAGCUGCAAGCCACGCGAGCAGCAGCAGCUCAUGGCGUUCUGGGCGUCCUUGCUGCUGGUGCACCUGGGUGGACAGGACACGGUCACCGCCUACGCCAUGGAGGACAACGACCUGUGGCUGCGGCACUUGUUUACUCUGGUGGUGCAGGCCGCCGGAGCGGCCUAUGUGCUGUACAAGUAUGUUGCCAGCGGGGCUUUGCUUGCCGCAUCCGUGCUUAUGUUCAUGGUAGGCGUCAUCAAGUACGGGGAGAGGAUAUACGCCCUCAAGUCCUCCGGCCUUGACAGCAUCCGGAAGUUCCUCGACGGCUUUGAGGUGCCGGACCUUGAAAAGAAGUACAAAGCCCCGGCUCAUCCUGAUGACCCGGAGGAGGUCCUGCAGGGAGCCCAUGACCUUCUCCAUAUCUGUAUGGGCCAGUUGGUGGAUUACAAGGUCUGGCCGUCCCUGUUCCAGACCGGAGCCAUAUUGGUGUAUCAUGGUGAUGGCACUACCACUAGGCGCAACAUGUUGCCGCAGUUGGUUGGCAUGCAGCUCUCCCUGAUGCGUGACAUUCUCUACACCAAGGCCAUGGUGAUUGGCGCUUGGUACGGAUGCCUGUCCCGAAUUGUCUCCCUUGUCGCCACUAUCGUGGCGUUCCACCUCUUCCAGGCGUCCACUUCCACUAUGGGGGGUUACAGGUACAACAGGCGGGACAGGGUCGUCACCUACACCUUGUUGGCUGGGGCCUUCCUGUUGGAAUUGGUAUCCCUGCUGAGGAUAGUCAUGUCAACAUGGACAUGCGCCCAGUUACAAGCUUCAGGGUGGGAAUGGCUACACACGCAUGUGGCGUGCCUUCGCAAGCGUGCCAAGGCCGCAGAGAGAUGUAGGAAGUGGUCGGGCUCCAUCGGGCAACACGACAUUUUUCAGCUGGACCAGUACCGACAGAAGAAUACAUACUUGAGGUCGUGUAUGGAUUUUUUCAGGCUAGGGCAAUGGUGGAGUAGGCUGCGUUUCUUCGGCUCUGUUGCGAUCUCACACGAUGUGGAGGACCUAGUGGUGGCACAAAUCAAGCAUAUGGUACAAGCCUAUGCACAAAACAACCGCAUCCUAGGUGUCCCUGGCCAGCUCGUGCUCGGCAGAUGGGGUAAGGAUGGCGCUGGCGCCGAAUUAUACAACGGUGUGCACGGAGUGGAGGAGGCUGGUUUUGGCGGCAGCAUACUCGCCUUGCACUAUGCCACCGGCGCCUUUCUCCGCACUCGGGGUGUAAAUGUGCCAUCUAGAGAAGGUCGCAUCAACGCGAUCGACACACUGUCGAGAUACAUGGUGUUCCUUCUUGUGGAGCGGCCUCACUUGCUGCCAAGCCCAGUUCGUCGAAGCCAGUACGAUAGCUUCUGCGACAAGUUCAAGGAGUUCAAGGAUACCCGGCGACAGCGGCAGCUGCAAGGAGCCUACAUCCGACCAGAAGUACAACUUGCAAAUAACAUGCUGAACAUGCGCGAGGCUCAGCCUCGGGGUAAGGGGGUUGACAAGGUGCUGCAAGUCAUCUCACAGGUGUGGGUGGAGAUGUUGUGCUACGCAGCCAGCCACUGCAGCAACGACUCCCAUGCCAGGCAGCUCAGCAGCGGCACCGAGUUCAUCACUCUCACCUGGAUUCUCACCACCUCCUUGUACUAUCACUAUCAGUCGUCUCAGCCUAGGAACGACCAGUUUAACGAGAUUGCGCGCCGCUUCCUCGAAAGACAUGAAAGGCGGAGAAAAAAGGUAAAACAGGCCAUCGCAAUCUUACUAUGUGGUCCGCGUGUGUGACCAUUGUUGUGACUUGUAAGAGCAGUUUCACUAGUAUAAAAGGGAUCAUUUGUCUCGGUU
Molecule: messenger RNA, 2157 nt
Organism: Triticum dicoccoides
Lineage: Eukaryota; Viridiplantae; Streptophyta; Magnoliopsida; Poales; Poaceae
Exons: 2
Coding region: 103-2097 (664 amino acids)
Source: RefSeq, a predicted model, not a curated record